CACUUUAGUCCUUUUAUACGAGCCGAUAGCCGAGCACCGUUUAAACCCAAAACCCUGGAAGCCAGCGGGUUCAGUGGUAAGGUUUUGCCGAUAGCAUGCGGCCUCCGAGGGGUGGCGGCGGUUUCAGGGGGGGUAGAGACGGUGGCCGUGGCGGCAGAGGCGGAAGAUUUGGUGGCGGCCGUGGUGGCUUUCGAGACGAAGGUCCGCCAGCUGAAGUCGUAGAGGUUGCUUCGUUCCUUCACGCUUGUGAGGGAGACGCGGUCACGAAGCUCACGAAUGAGAAGAUACCUUACUUCAAUGCGCCGAUAUAUCUGCAGAACAAGACCCAGAUCGGGAAAGUGGAUGAAAUAUUUGGGCCCAUCAAUGAAUCUUAUUUUUCGAUUAAGAUGAUGGAGGGCAUCAUAGCCACUUCAUAUGCUCCUGGAGACAAGUUUUAUAUUGAUCCUGCCAAGCUUUUGCCACUUUCACGGUUCCUACCGCAGCCAAAGGGCCAGUCACAGGCAGCGACAAGAGGUGGAGGACGUGGGGGAAGAGGUGUUGGCCGUGGGGGUGGACGUGGUGGAGGUUUCCGUGGGCGAGGUGGUCCGAGAGGUGGCCGGGGGGGUCCUCCAAGAGGUGGCCGUGGUGGUCCUCCGAGAGGUGGACGUGGUGGUGGCUUUAGGGGCCGAGGAAGGUCAUAAUGUGAGAGACAUGCUUUAUAAUCUGUUUUCCUAUGAAAUUCCUUUCUGCAACCAAGCUAAGAGGAAUUUGCUUGGGAUCAAAAUUUACCAGAAAGCAACUUUUAGGCUUUUAGGACGAGAAUCCUGAUGUCAUAUUUUGAUAUUUUAGGAGUUGGAGUUUAUUAUCAGGGGGUAAGGAUUUAUUAUCAUGCUUGUAGCUCUGUGACUGCAUAUUUUGAUAUUUGACUGUGAUCCCAAGAACGGAUUAACUGUUUGGAUUAUUUGAAUUGUUCCGAAUGUGUAAUACAUAUGGUUGAGGUUGUAGAAGGU
Elaeis guineensis (African oil palm) is the source of this 989-nucleotide messenger RNA. Its product is annotated as H/ACA ribonucleoprotein complex subunit 1-like protein 2. Gene Ontology annotation, cellular component: box H/ACA snoRNP complex. Gene Ontology annotation, biological process: ribosome biogenesis; snoRNA guided rRNA pseudouridine synthesis. NCBI's taxonomy places the organism in Eukaryota, Viridiplantae, Streptophyta, Magnoliopsida, Arecales, Arecaceae. The record is from RefSeq and is a predicted model, not a curated record. Gene Ontology annotation, molecular function: box H/ACA snoRNA binding.